AUGGCUCCUACCAGAGAAAGAAGAUGGUGGACGAGCCAAGAAGAUGACAUACUCAAACGAGAGGUGCAGGGAAAAAGUACCAACCCCAUCUGCCCCCUUGUUACGCGUGCUGCCAAAUCUAACAAAGAUCUCCAUCUCCCAGUGCGCCAAGGCGGGAACGUCCAAAACUGGAACGACAUCGCCAUGUCAUUACCGGGCCGUACCAACAAGGACUGCCGCAAGCGGUGGGCAAAGAUCCAAGUCGAUAUUCGAAAAGGUGCUUGGACACAAGAAGAAGACGAGAGGUUGCAGAAGGCCGUGGCGCAACUCGGGUGCAAAUGGUCACAAGUAGGGGCCAUGGUUCAAAGUAGAAAUGCCGACCAAUGCGCGAAACGUUGGCAACAUGUAUUGGGACCCGACGUUAAGCAUUGUUCAUGGACCCCCGAGGAGGACAAGAAGUUGUUGGACGCGAUGGGUAAGUUUGGAAACAACUGGAAGCAGAUUGGUCUUACCGAGCUGCCGGAUCGUUCCACCCACGAUCUACGCAACAGGCAAGUCGAAAAGAGUCUCAUUCUCGGCCGCAGGAGUCGACAUGCACAAGCUAAUGACUCGAAUUCCUCUUCACGGUCAUUACCGGAGACCCAUGACGAGGAAAUGGCCAGCAGUAGUCCUGACGUUAAUGAUGAGGACGAGAGUUGCGAGGGUGACGGUUACGACGUAUUUGAUGAAGGUUCCGAGUGUGAAAUGACCGACUCAAGCGAAAAUCAGAAGCAUCAGCUCGUGAUGGACAUGAGUCUCCUGUCCGAUGAACCAGUGGAGGCAACAGAACUCGGGCCCACGUCUACGAUCAUACCAGACUACCGUCACUCAGACACAUUCUUGCCAGUACCCGCUCUGGAGUUGCCAGGUACUACUUUCGACAUGUUCGACCCGAGCUGCAUAGGCACCUCAGAUCACUCAUCGGGGAAUUCGGCUAUUCAAACUCCGGAUAGCGAUUGGAUGUCUUGGCUCAAUUCGCUUGAGAAUGACACCUCAGUUUCGCUGGAUUCCCGGCCCUCAUGGUGGGAUGAAGGUCCCACUGAUCAAAGUUACUUUCAUGACUCCAGCUAUGGAAGUUUUGAUGUCAACACGGCUGGUAUUUCGGAUACUAUUCAUAUCUCAAGAGCAAGGAAACGUGUCAAAGGCGAGGCUUCUCCAAGAGCUUCUCUCAGGUCAGUGACUCGCGCUGAGAACCCAUCGAAGGACAAUGGACAGAUGGGUCUUGUCACUUUGUCUCUGGACCAAGUAGACCCGAUAAUCGCCAACGAGAUAAUAGGAAGCGUCAUGAAGCACAGCGCUGGUCUCAAGAUCAACUGUACCGUCAAUAAUCACCCAUAA
This is a messenger RNA of Colletotrichum tamarilloi, 1356 nucleotides long. Its product is annotated as myb family transcription factor. The record is from RefSeq and is a predicted model, not a curated record. Bases 1 to 1356 code for a protein of 451 amino acids. The transcript has 4 exons. NCBI's taxonomy places the organism in Eukaryota, Fungi, Ascomycota, Sordariomycetes, Glomerellales, Glomerellaceae.